AGGGUUUGUGUACUGGACAGGAUUUGCCUGCGGUGAGUGUUAACAAGCGCGAGGAGAGUGUUAGUGAUCCUGCCACCGUCAACAUUAUGUGCUGUUCUGUGGAGUAGCAGCAUGGCUGUCGAAGCUGUCCACUGCAACCUGAGUCAGAAUGGGAUCGAUCACCAGGUGUGUAUGGCGGAUGCCUGUUCACACGUGGAAGAGGAGUGUGUAGAUCAUGGCCCAGGACUGAAUGAUAACAGCUCAGGCUUUCAGCAGCACAGUCCAGGUUUCCAGCGCUGUAGUCCACCACAACGCUCCGUCUCUGAAUCUGAACUCUCCAAGUCAGGGACGGUGAAACUGUCCAAACCGGUGGCUUUGUGGACUCAGCAGGAUGUGUGUAAGUGGCUGAAGAAACACUGUCCAAACCAGCAUCAAGUCUACAGUGACGCCUUCAAACAGCACGAUAUUACAGGCCGGGCUUUGAUGAGGCUGACAGACAGGAAGCUGGAGAGGAUGGGGAUCAUGCAGGAGAGCCAGAGACAGUACAUCCUGCAACAAGUCCUACAGCUCCGUGUCAGAGAGGAGGUUCGCACCCUACAGCUUCUCACACAAGCUGGGGUUAGAGAGUUCCCUCUGCACUGGGAGCCUGCGUUCCUGUUAAACCCCAUUACUGCAUUCAAAUGUGGUUUGGUCCAUUGUCUGCUAUCCCUGUGCUCACACACAUUAGCUGUGGCUCAGCUAUGGCUGACCGACCUCUUUGGAGAGCUCUCCAUAACCCAAGCAGUUCCAGAGACCCGCCAGUCACCACAAACGUCUUCUCAAUCAUUGGCAGCACACACCAGCCUUCCAGCCCAAAACUGAGUCGACUCAAGCCCCGGAUCAAACCCUUGUGUCUUAGGAUACUUAUCUUUCCCCUUUCUCUUUCUCUUUACCCUUAUCAUACAUCCUUCCCACCCAGAUACCAAACCUUAGACUCCUAAGAUGACUUCUUCUUCUUCAUCUUCAUCUUCUUCUUCCUGUGGCAAGUGUAACAUCUCUGAAUUGGACCACAGAUAUUCUUCCUGCUAAAAGGACAAUUAGCACUGAGAGACUAAUUUUACUGUAUGUCAUCUUAAGUGUAGCACUUUCCUGUAGAGAGUGUGUUAGCUACACCAUUCAGACUAGCAUAAUAUUCAGGCACGCACAUUAGUCGCAGCAGUAGGGCUACUGGUAACUAUUUUCUACUUUCUUUCUUACUCUAUAUCUGUUUUCCUGACUUUGCCCUCUUUACUCUAUAGAAGGACUGCAUAGAGACAUUUUGCACAUCUGUAUAUUAUCUGUGCCUCGUGUUUAUUCCCGUAAGUAUGUUGUCUUUUUCUGUUAUGCUCAACUGUACGCUGUGGGCUCUUUGAUCUGUUUUUUGUUUUGUUUUGCACCACAACCCCUUCCGCUCGUCCUUUCCUUAAUCUAAACUACACUGUGACUCUGACCAGCUGUCUUAACGUGGCAGAUGCCACCUGAUCUACUCUCCGACGCUCCAGCCCCUUCAAAUCAAGGCAGCCUCCAUGCUUCCCAGCAUUUAAAACAAAAUAGGACAUGAGAAAUAAGGAGAAAGGGCAGUCAUUAUACCAAAAGUCAGGCAAAACAUUAUUCCCAUUAAAAUAAAGUAUGCCACAUGGAGUCUGUUCGGGUGUCUGAUCUGAAAGCGGUGAGAGAUCUGAAAGCGAGAUCUGAAAGCGUCCUCUCCUGAAGACUUGUCCUGGCCAUGGAGGAAAAAAGAAAAAAGAAGAAAUCUAGCUAUCAAACAGCACCGUUAAAGUGAAUCGAAGAAAAGGGAUAUCGAACGGAAAUCAUAAUGAAUUUGUUCUUUGCUGUCUGCAAACAUUUUCUGCCGCAUCACCGUAUUGUUAAAUGGCCAUGCACUGUUACCUUUAUUACUACAAAGCACACGACAUCGCUUAGUCGUUGUUAUAUAUCAAUCAGCAGAAAAGUCUACACGAUACAGUAUAUCAGCUCAAAAAAAGCAAAACAGUAUAACCAUUUUAUACCUGUAGCAUGACUCAGCACGUGACUAGCCUUCCAAAUAGCUUCAACAGAAAUUGUGUUCUAGUUUGAUGAAAUAAAAGGUUACAUAAAGUCAAGGCCUGAUCUAAAAGUGGGGGAUUGCAGCAGAUUGAAUGCUGUUGAUUAGAUCGUAUUGGAUCAGCUAGCCACUCGAAUGGUGGUGGUGUUGAGAAUCACAGAGGAAAGGCAUGUUUCAGUUAAACUACUCGACAGCAUUUCAUGGCUGGUUGAAGCUACGGUCUGGUCCACGGUACACGGGAGAACACUUUUGGAAAUGGGUUUUGUGAUGGUGGAAAUGUUGUGAAGUAAUAGAAUAGCGAGUGAGGCGUAUAAUUAAUCUUUCAUCUGUGAGAUCUUAAAAGUUGCAUGGUUGGUGAAAUAUUACAGGGAAAUAGACGGCUAAUAUUUAUUUACAUAUCAUACGCCUCUACUGUGAGAUGACCACUGAAAACUGACACUAUACUACUACGGUUUGAACUCGAUGAUCGUUGGUUUAGAUCUUUAGUUUGAAAUUGUUACUUUUCGCUGACUGUGUAGCGCUAGUCGGUCACGAGACGUCUCACUUAUUCGUAGCAAAUAUUGUGCGAGUUUUUGUUCUUCUGAAGCAUUUUUAGCCUUUUUCUAGUUAAAAAAAUGGUCCUUGAUAGCUGAAAGAGCGCUUGCAGAAGAAGAACCAUUUUAGAAAAUGAUUUGAUGACCUCUGGAAAAUUUGUCAGCUAAUGUUCCAUGAUAUUACAAAAUGUCAAAAUGGGAAAGAUGGUCACAGAGAGCAGAGUGCUUCAGAGUGUGCUGAACUUCUGAAAUGGUUAUGAAAGAGUUUUUAAAGUUGUCGAAGAUGGCUACAGCUAAGGACCUUGUGCAUGGCGCACAGUGGUUGGUUUAGUUUCUCUAAAAGAACAAAGGAUGGAGUUUGAAUUAAAUCUCCAUACGUACCUCAUAAUGUACCUCAAAUUUCUUUUUACCUUGAGCUGAAGCCCAUUCACGGUAAUGAAAUAAUAAUAACGUAUCGUGUCUCAGAGCUAGAGAACUGAUCUCUGUCAGGUCUAUUAAAUCUGUGUGAUGCUGUUUAGUAUUUAAAGAUACUUUUAUUAUGAACUACUAAUCGCAAAACGUCUUAGUGUAGAAAUGCUGUUCUGCUGUCAUUUUUUCUUCUGCUAGUGACAUGCUUUGAGAAGCCUGAAAUAAAUGUGAGGAUUGUGAGGAAAUGGAGUAUUGAUGGUAGUAUCAGCUUAUUGAUCUGCAGCAUUAAGGUGACAUCUAGGGCAACGUCUGGAUCAAGGCUGCUGCUUCCAGACUGACUCUGGAUAUUCUGAUAAAAGAACCAUACGUCUUAUUGAAACUCAGACACACUGCACUUACAUGCAUGCUACCAUUUGCAUCUAUAUAGUUUGUACUUUCUUUUAUGAUAUGAUUUGUUAUAUGUUUCUGGUUAUGCCAGUGUUGUACAAACCGGUUCUCAUCAGACCUGGGAUGUUCAACUCAAACUUCCAGUCCAGGUCCUUGUUUCCAGAGGUUCAGAUAAGCACUGGUUGUAUGGGGACAACGGUUUUCUUUUCAUUUUUUGCCAUUAAUAAUUCAUCACCGACAAACAAGACAAAUGAAAUGGAAAAAAUGUAUAAAUGGAAAAGUCAGUGAAACCCCUACUGGGAUGUAGUCACUGGUUCACUGUCUUUAGCAUGUGCUUGGAUAAACCUCGACAGAGGAUCUACUCCAGAGGACAUGCCGAGUUUUUUCUGACGUUAAUCGGUUGAACUACUCAAUUCUGUCCACAGAAACACUUUGCUAGGACACAAGUUGAUAUCCUCUGCUCCAGAUGGUUGACAUUUUUGCUUUUCUAACUCACAGAAUGUACAGUUUAAUGUUCUGAUUAAGACAUAGCAGUGAUAUGCACAAGAGCUGUGUCUUAAUUGUCUCAAAAGUGUCUAAAGUAUUAUAACUAUAAUAUAAUACUACACCUACAUGAUGGAUGCAUGGAUGAAUUG
Messenger RNA from Tachysurus vachellii, 4004 nucleotides. It is a transcript of the gene samd12, whose product is annotated as sterile alpha motif domain containing 12. The transcript is spliced from 7 exons. Gene Ontology annotation, molecular function: protein binding. Bases 112 to 840 code for a protein of 242 amino acids. NCBI's taxonomy places the organism in Eukaryota, Metazoa, Chordata, Actinopteri, Siluriformes, Bagridae. Gene Ontology annotation, cellular component: cytoplasmic side of plasma membrane. The record is from RefSeq and is a predicted model, not a curated record. Gene Ontology annotation, biological process: cell surface receptor protein tyrosine kinase signaling pathway.